Messenger RNA from Daldinia caldariorum, 942 nucleotides. RefSeq names its product family A G protein-coupled receptor-like protein. The transcript is spliced from 5 exons. The record is from RefSeq and is a predicted model, not a curated record. Gene Ontology annotation, biological process: monoatomic ion transport. Bases 1 to 942 code for a protein of 313 amino acids. Gene Ontology annotation, cellular component: endoplasmic reticulum; plasma membrane. Lineage: Eukaryota; Fungi; Ascomycota; Sordariomycetes; Xylariales; Hypoxylaceae. Gene Ontology annotation, molecular function: monoatomic ion channel activity.
AUGUUCAUCCCGCAGGAGAUCCAAGAGGCCACUCGAGUAGCUACUAUGCUACAUCCUCCCAAGACUAACCACGUGCCGUUGCCUACUGUGAUCCCACCAGACCUUCCUCGGAUAUACUACCAUACUUCAAGUGAAGUAGGCAAGAGGACCUUAUGGGUGGUCUGCAUCUUGAUGGGCCUGUCUUCGCUCGCAUUUUACGUCAUGGCCACGAGAGUUCCCGUGCAAAAACGUCUCUUCCACAUAAUAACGGCGUUGGUUACCACGAUCGGCUUUUUAUCUUACUACGCCAUGGCUACGGGUGAUGGUAUAACUCCCCACCCCUAUGUAACCGAGAGGUCGAAGCACGGCACGGUCGUAGAGAUCGUCAUUCGUGAUAUCUACUGGGCCCGUUAUGUCGACUGGUCACUCACAACACCUCUCCUCUUGCUAGACUUAUGUCUCCUCGCCGGCAUCAACGGCGCCAGCAUCCUCGUAACCAUUGUUUCAGACGUGAUCAUGAUCCUAGCCGGUCUCUUCGCGGCUUUCGCGAGACAUGAGGCUCAAGGCUGGGGAUGGUAUGCCAUUGCCUGCGUUGCUUACCUCAACGUCGUCUACCAGAUUGGCUACAAAGGGCGCCACGCCACAUCGGCCAGGGACAACAAGAUCAGGGCUUUCUUCGGGGCUAUUUCUCUCUUCACUCUCCUCUUGUGGACUGCAUAUCCCAUCGUAUGGGCUGUCGCUGAUGGUGCCCGCCGCGUCAAUGUCGACGGCGAGAUCAUCGCAUACGCCAUUCUCGAUGUUUUUGCAAAGGGAGUGUUCGGGUUCUGGUUGUUGCUAACACACGAAAAUAUGGCUUUAACGUCACCAACCGUCGAUGGUUUCUGGUCACAUGGCAUCUCCCACGAUGGAGCCAUUCGUGUAGGUCUCCUCAUUUUCUAUUCCUUGGGUAUCACUGAUAAUUAG